Messenger RNA from Bombus terrestris (buff-tailed bumblebee), 1882 nucleotides. RefSeq names its product fumarylacetoacetate hydrolase domain-containing protein 2A. Gene Ontology annotation, molecular function: hydro-lyase activity. Bases 517 to 1485 code for a protein of 322 amino acids. The record is from RefSeq and is a predicted model, not a curated record. NCBI's taxonomy places the organism in Eukaryota, Metazoa, Arthropoda, Insecta, Hymenoptera, Apidae. The transcript is spliced from 7 exons.
ACUUAGUCGCGUGUACAUAUACACAUGCCAAGAAGGGAUUCGAUACGUUUGCAUAAAUCGACAUCAUUUUAACACACUAUUAAACUACUUAUACUGCAGAGAUCUCGGAAAGAAAUCUCGCGAGAUAAUACAGGAGCUAGGAUGCUGUUCUCUAUCGCUCAGCAUCACGCCAUGCUAUUAUUUUGUUUGUAUAUGACACUUAUGGUCAAUACGCGUGCUUAACUUUAAGAUUCUAUUGAAUUUGUGAAAAACAACCAAUCAGAGGCCCGUGUUCCUUUCAGACGACUUCUUUCCAUCCUCGUAUUGUACAUGAAACACCAAUGAUCCACGCGGGACAUUUUGUUCGAGUCGUAUGAUAUUUCGGUUAUAAAAACAAACCAGAUUGUGAAAUACUUCCUGAUAUCAUCUAUCGGUACACAAUUAUGGCGUCUGUUUGUACCCCGUCGGUAUAUGUACAUCACAAAUUCCUGAAAUUUAUUCGACUCUACGUUGCAUUAUAAACAAUAAUGCCAGAAUAUGCAGUUACUUGCUGCGAUUGCAAUAAAAGAAAGUGAAAAAUGUUCUGUUUUAAAAUACAAUUGCAAGUUUGUGCAAUUCACCGGCAAAGAUGGCGGACCUCAGCAUUUGGGGGUGCAACUUGUCCAAGGGGGUGACAUAAUCGCCGUUUCCGCUGUGGACUCGCGAAUUCCUAACACAAUGAAAAAAUUUUUGGAAGGUGGCGACGACAUGUUGAAAAAAGCCAAAAGGGAAGACGAAGUGAACCUGUUGACCAUGGUAGAAAGAAUAGUGGCAGAAGGACGCAGCGUGAUACCAGAAACAGAUGUGACUUUCUUGGCACCAGUUACAAAGAUGGACAAGUUGGCGUGCGUUGGUCUAAAUUAUAGUGGCCAUUGCGAAGAACAGGGAGUAUCGCCCCCGGAAUCCCCUGUAAUUUUCAGCAAAUUCCCUAGCAAUAUUAUUGGACCGCGCGAUAAUAUCAUGCUUCCGUCGAUUUCGGAGAAAGUUGACUGGGAGGCCGAGCUGGUGAUAGUAAUCGGCAAAAAGUGCAAGGCAUUGAACAAAGACGAGGGAGAAGAAUGUAUUUUUGGUUAUACGAUAGCGCAGGAUAUCACAGCGCGAGAUUGGCAAAAAUCAAAGAGAAAUGGCGGUCAGUUUUUACUUGGUAAAGCUAUGGACACAUUCUGCCCCAUGGGACCAGCUAUUGUUACCAAAGAAGCCAUUUGCGACAUUAACAAUCUUUCAGUCAAGACGUGGGUGAAUGGUGAUAUUAAGCAAGAUGGAAACACAAGCGAGUUGAUUUUUAAACCUCACGAAAUCGUCGCAUAUAUUUCACAAUUUAUGACGUUAUUACCAGGAGACGUGAUUUUAACAGGCACGCCAGCCGGCGUGGGAUUUGCCCGCAAACCACCUGAAUAUUUACAGCGCGGGGACGUUCUAGAAACAGAAAUAGAGGGCCUAGGUCGUCUGAGAAACAAGGUUCUCUGAUCUGGUGGCGAGUGAAACAUUCGUGGGAAACGUACGGGAGAACGAUUCAUCUGAAGAAUGACCCAGCGUACAUUACAGGAAUAAGGAACCGAUGUCACAGGACCAUGGACAAAUCGCGAUUUCAUUCUGAACUGAUUUUACGCGUGGUAAUAUAAGGAAGGGACGAUAUAAUAUGAAACUGAUGUCAGUUUACAGAAAUAGUAAUAAUAAUUGAAAGAGAGAAAAGUUGGAGAUAUAUCUCAAUUUUCUUUAAAAAAAGCCCAAGUCUAGCCGUACGCAUUCAAAUAUUUCAAUAACAGUAUACUUUUCAUUGUGCAUCAUAUUUACAUACUUUACAGAUUUGUACAAGUAGAGUGAGAUUGUCUGUAAAAAUAUAAACCGUAUGAGUGAUUUUUUA